AGUAUGAAGAAAAUGGAGAAAAGAAGUAUGAGUCACAUCCUUCAUCACCCUUGACUUAUUACAACUUUGACUUGGUUGGAAUUGAAUGUCCCGAAAUCGGAUUAGAUUAUGAAGAGCAAGAACCAUCUUCUUGA
Racocetra persica is the source of this 134-nucleotide messenger RNA. The record is from the annotation of a GenBank genome assembly. NCBI's taxonomy places the organism in Eukaryota, Fungi, Glomeromycota, Glomeromycetes, Diversisporales, Gigasporaceae.